UCUUGAGCGCAACCGGUCUAGCUUUUAAAGCGAGGGGUGGCAUGACUGCUGUCAUUUAGUAAUUGAACGGGGCAUAUAGAGGAGCUGCGGCGGCCACGUUCAGUUCUAUCUCCUCUGCUUAAACCUUUGUAGAUAACGCAUCGUACGUCUUUCAGUUUGAUUUAACCAGUAGGCUAGCAGAGAACGCUAUACCUCGUUUUAAAAUGUACCGGUAUUUCGGGGAACUCCUCACCCGUGGAGCAAGUAAUGCUCUGGCCUCGGGAUGUGUCGAUUCGGCUCUUCCAGCUUCCGCGUCUUUAAUGCGGGUGCGCCACUACAGCGAGGCCGCUGGAGAAAAAGAAGAUGACCCUAAUUUUUUUAAAAUGGUUGAGGGUUUUUUUGACCGCGGUGCUACUAUUGUAGAAGAUAAACUGAUAGAAGACUUGAAAACAAGGGAAACGCCGGAACAGAAGAAGAAGCGAGUGCGUGGAAUUCUCAGGAUCAUUAAGCCUUGUAACCACGUAUUGAGUGUAUCUUUCCCAAUCAAACGUGACAACGGGGAAUGGGAAGUGAUUGAGGGAUACCGGGCGCAACACAGUCAACACAGAACGCCCUGCAAAGGAGGUAUCCGCUACAGUAUGGAUGUAUCUGUGGACGAGGUCAAGGCCCUGGCUUCUCUGAUGACCUAUAAGUGUGCUGUGGUUGAUGUGCCAUUUGGUGGAGCUAAAGCUGGAGUGAAAAUCAACCCAAAGACUUACACUGACAACGAGCUGGAGAAGAUUACGAGGCGGUUCACCAUCGAGCUGGCCAAGAAGGGAUUCAUCGGGCCUGGCAUCGAUGUCCCUGCCCCCGACAUGAGCACUGGCGAGAGAGAGAUGUCUUGGAUCGCUGACACCUAUGCCAACACUAUUGCCCACACUGACAUCAACGCCCACGCGUGUGUGACCGGCAAGCCUAUCAGCCAGGGGGGAAUCCACGGAAGGAUCUCUGCCACCGGUCGUGGAGUUUUCCACGGAAUUGAGAACUUCAUCAAUGAGGCAUCGUACAUGAGCAUGGUUGGUCUCACACCCGGCUUCCAGGACAAGACCUUCAUCAUUCAGGGCUUUGGUAAUGUGGGUCUGCACUCCAUGCGUUACCUGCACCGCUAUGGUGCUAAGUGUGUUGGAGUGGCUGAGAUUGAUGGCAGCAUCUAUAACCCCAACGGCAUGGACCCCAAGGAGCUGGAGGACUACAAGCUGCAACAUGGCACUGUUGUAGGCUUCCCCAACUCCAAGCCCUACGAGGGCAGCCUCCUGGAGGCCCCGUGCGACAUCCUCAUCCCUGCCGCCGGAGAGAAGCAGCUCACCAGGAAUAACGCCCACAAGAUCAAGGCCAAGAUUAUUGCAGAGGGUGCCAACGGACCCACCACCCCAGAUGCUGACAAAAUCUUCCUGGAGAGGAACAUCAUGGUCAUACCGGACAUGUACCUGAACGCUGGUGGUGUGACCGUCUCCUACUUCGAGUGGCUCAAGAACCUCAACCAUGUGAGCUAUGGCCGCUUGACCUUCAAGUAUGAAAGGGACUCCAACUACCACCUGCUGAUGUCUGUCCAGGAGAGCUUGGAAAGGAAGUUUGGAAAACAAGGUGGACCCAUCCCUGUCGUUCCCACUUCGGACUUCCAGGCCAGAGUGGCUGGUGCCUCUGAGAAAGACAUUGUGCACUCAGGUCUGGCCUACACCAUGGAGAGGUCUGCCAGGCAAAUCAUGCGCAUCGCCCACAAAUACAACCUGGGGCUGGACCUGAGGACUGCCGCCUACGCCAGUUCCAUCGAGAAGGUCUUCAAGGUGUACAAUGAGGCUGGGCUGACCUUCACAUAAGCGUCCAGUUCCUCUCUCUGCCCUGCCGUCCAUGAUAGCCGAGAAACACCCAACUGUCCUUCCUGACCCUCCUACGCCAAUGUCCCUCCCGUUCCAAAGCUGACAUAUCAACAGUUUCACCCGCUGCUGUCAUCAUGUUCUGCUCAAUGCCUCUAAAUAUUCAAUAUCUCGUCCAAACAAGAUUAACCUGCUGAACUGGUAAUUAUUGUGAUGUAUAAUGCUGUUUUUUGUUUGUUUGUUUGUUUGUUUGUUUGUUUGUUUGUUUUUCAAACAUUUUUUGUACACAGGACUUAUCCUGCAUUUGUAUCAGUCCUGUUGUUGGCUGUUUCUAAUGUUUUGCCCUGAAUAGAUUGACAUUGUUCAGUUACAGAGGGAGGGAAACCAUAUUUCCACCGAUUUCACUUUUCAAGUGGCCAUUUUAUACCAGUCAUUUAAUGCACUCUGACAACAGCUUAGCAGGUAGCCCUUGUUCCAGUGACCUUUUUGCGUUAUGUAGUGUUCAUUUCACGACACUGAAGAGGCCUUAGCUCUCCAAGCUGGAGUUCAAGUUUUAUAUUUUACAUUUUGAAUGCCCCCAUUUCCCCACCCACCCACAUAUCAGCAAACACCAUAUCAUGAUGUACUUUAGCUGAACACACUACCCAUAAUGCUUAGAGGCACUUUCUCUGUGUGCUACAGCUGACUGCAUCAGUGGUGAACAUUUGAGGUGUACUACUGUGAUCCAACCGUCGGUGAUUUGGUUGUGCUAGGUCAGCCGAAUGUCUCAGUGCAGGUUAGUGUGGAGAUGAAAGGAGUCCGUAAUGGGAUCAAGGAGCAGCUGAAACUUUCUUUUGGAAUUCGCUUUGUGAAAUUUGUAUCGCCUUUUUGUUGAAAAUAAAUAAUGUGGAACAAUGA
Messenger RNA from Alosa alosa (allis shad), 2729 nucleotides. Its product is annotated as glutamate dehydrogenase, mitochondrial. Bases 204 to 1835 code for a protein of 543 amino acids. Lineage: Eukaryota; Metazoa; Chordata; Actinopteri; Clupeiformes; Clupeidae. The record is from RefSeq and is a predicted model, not a curated record. Gene Ontology annotation, molecular function: L-glutamate dehydrogenase (NAD+) activity. Gene Ontology annotation, biological process: L-glutamate catabolic process. The transcript is spliced from 13 exons. Gene Ontology annotation, cellular component: mitochondrion.